ACGCAGCCAAUGAAGUCCCGCGAGAAUUGGAAGGCGGCAGUGAAGCGGAAGCCAUUACUCUCUGGAGUCGGUUGCCCCGAGACACAUGGGCCAAGGAGGGGUCAGCGGCGAAUUCUUUCGGCCUGUUGGGGACCCCUCGCGUCCCCGCGCCAGGCUGGACCUCCCGUAUGAACUCUUCGCAUCGGCGGCGGCUUCCGUCACCUCCGCUCCCCCGAUCCUACUCCCAGUCGUAUGCCAGCUUGGAGAGUCACAUGAGAGCAAGAGAGUAGCUUUCUGGUUGUCCUGGUGCCCUGCUCAGGCAAACUGACUGCCAUUCUCUGAGGAUGGCAGCUCUGUCCCCCACAUUUGCCACGUCCACCCAGGACUCCACCUGUCUCCAGGAGUCAGAAUUUCCUGUUUCUUCAAAAGACCGUUCCUGUCCCCAGAAUUUGGACCUGUUCGCGUGCAGUGGUCUGGAGCCUCACACACCCAGUGUUGGUUCCCAGGAAUCGGUGACUUUCCAAGAUGUCGCUGUGGACUUUACCGAGAAGGAGUGGCCCUUGCUGGAUUCUUCUCAGAGAAAACUGUACAAAGAUGUAAUGCUGGAAAACUAUAGCAACCUCACUUCACUGGGGUAUCAGGUCGGCAAACCCAGCCUCAUCUCACACUUGGAGCAGGAGGAGGAGCCGAGGACAGAGGAGAGGGGCGCUCACCAGGGCGCUUGUGCAGAUUGGGAGACUCCAUCUAAAACCAAGUGGUCACUUCUUAUGGAAGAUAUUUUUGGGAAGGAAACGCCCAGUGGUGUGACGAUGGAAAGAGCCAGUCUUGGAGAGAAGUCCACUCAAUAUGCUCACUUGUUCGAAGUCUUCGGCAUGGACCCUCAUCUCACUCAGCCAAUGGGAAGGCAUGCUGGCAAGAGGCCCUAUCACCGCCGUGACUACGGGGUAGCGUUCAAGGGCAGGCCGCACCUCACUCAGCACGUGAGCAUGUACGAUGGGAGAAAAAUGCACGAAUGUCAUCAGUGCCAAAAAGCCUUCACCACGAGCGCGUCCCUCACACGGCACAGGAGAAUCCACACAGGGGAGAAGCCUUACGAGUGCAGCGACUGCGGGAAAGCCUUCAACGACCCUUCAGCCCUUAGGAGCCACGCAAGAACUCACCUCAAAGAGAAGCCCUAUGACUGCAGUCAGUGUGGAAAUGCAUUCCGGACCCUCUCGGCCCUGAAAAUCCACAUGAGAGUUCACACUGGCGAGAGGCCUUACAAGUGUGAUCAGUGCGGGAAGGCGUACGGCCGGAGCUGCCACCUCAUCGCACACAAGAGAACGCACACCGGAGAGAGGCCCUACGAGUGUCACGACUGUGGGAAAGCUUUCCAGCACCCCUCCCACCUCAAAGAGCACGUGAGGAAUCACACGGGGGAGAAGCCCUACGCGUGCACGCAGUGCGGCAAAGCCUUCCGCUGGAAGUCGAACUUUAAUUUGCACAAGAAGAACCACAUGGUGGAGAAGACCUACGAAUGUAAAGAAUGCGGGAAAUCCUUUGGUGAUCUCGUGUCCCGGAGGAAACACAUGAGGAUUCACAUCGUCAAGAAACCCGUGGAAUGUCGGCAGUGCGGGAAGACCUUCCGAAACCAGUCCAUCCUUAAGACUCACAUGAACUCUCACACUGGAGAGAAACCAUACGGGUGCGAUCUCUGCGGGAAAGCUUUCAGCGCGAGUUCAAACCUCACCGCACACAGGAAGAUACACACGCAAGAGAGACGCUACGAAUGCGCCGCCUGCGGGAAAGUCUUCGGUGACUAUUUAUCCCGGCGGAGGCACAUGAGCAUUCACCUUGUAAAGAAACGAGUUGAGUGUAGGCAGUGUGGCAAGGCCUUCAGGAACCAGUCAACGCUGAAGACGCACAUGCGAAGCCACACGGGGGAGAAACCGUACGAAUGCGAUCACUGUGGGAAGGCCUUCAGCAUAGGCUCCAACCUGAACGUGCACAGGAGGAUCCACACCGGGGAGAAGCCCUACGAAUGCCUUGUCUGCGGGAAAGCCUUCAGCGACCACUCGUCCCUCAGGAGCCACGUGAAAACUCACCGGGGAGAGAAGCUCUUUGUGUCAUCCGUGUGGAAGAGGCUCCAGUGAGCGCGCCUGCUUUAGAGACACAGGAUGAUUCAGACCUGAAAUAGACCUCGUGGGUGUAAGAGGAAGCCUCUGUGAGCUCGCACCUUAACUGCGUGCAAAAGAAUCCACGGAACUUGGGAGAAGUCCAGUUCCUGUAAAAACUGUGGGAAGACGAGGCGUUCUCAUCCCAUAGGAGGUUUGCGAGAACUCAGGCCGGGGGUGAAAAUGUACGUCUGUAGCAUGGAGAAGCCUUCAGGGUACAUUCGGCUGUUAACAAACACAGGAGGACUUAAUGGCAGCUUGGCAUUUAAUGUCAAAAUCCCAGCGUGGCAUUUAAUGUCGAAAUGACUUCAGACCACUUCUAGCCUUCUGGGCCCAUGAGUAAUAAUAAGCACACUAGGGAGCAUCUCUGUAAACGCAGUGGCUGGGGAAACCUUUCUUCCUAGUCUCACUUGAUUCCUCAUGAUGGAAAUCACACUAAAGAGAGAAAUCAGUGAAGUAAGGAACGUGGAAGGUCAUGAAUGGGCCGCAAACCACGGCCAGCUGCUUGUCUUUGUAUGGCUUGCCAGCUAACAAUAGUGGUUCCAUCUUUAAGGAAGAAGAAUGUGUGAUGGAGAAGAUUUGUGGCCAAUGAAGUCUGAAAUACUUCCUGUCAUCUGCCCCUUUCCAGAAAAACUUGGCUGACCCUUGGUCUACAGCACGGGUUCUCAGUCAGGCGACGAUUUGACUGUCCAGGCGUCAUUUGGCAAUGUCUAGAGACAUUUUUGGUAGUUAGAACGGGGGGAAGAUACUCCUGACUUGUAAUAAGAAGACAUCAGGGAUGCUGCUAAGUCCGCUUCAGAACACAGGAGCCCCCCACAAUGAAGAGUUAGUGCCCCCAAACGUCACUGUUGCUGAGGUUGAAAAUAAUCAUGCAGUCAUUCCUCAAUUACUGCCUGCAGCAACUCCUCCAUUUUUAUGAAUCUUGUGAGCACUUACGCUAGGAGAAAUUUCUUUUAUAAAACUUUAAAAAUACAAUUAGUGCUGAUAAUUCCUAUGUGGAAAUGAUUCCAGCCAUGGUCCCCUCACUUGAGCAUGUGAAUAUUCUCACGGAGAGAAGCCCCAGUGAGAUUUUCUGGUGAAUACGGGAUUGCACUUACUCUUUCAUCAUGGAAACAGACCCCUGAGAGAAGCCCCAACGAGAUUUUCCAGUGAAUACGGGACUGCACGUACUCUCUCAUCAUGAAAACAGAGCCCCCGCUCAUACAUUUUUCAUCUUUAUUUUUAAGGUUACACUCCUCUAAAUAACCCUUAAGCCUCAUCAAGAAAGGUUUGUAUAUAGUAUUUUUACUAUAGUUUCAUCCUUGGUAACGUCCUAAUUUCCUUUUGGACAACCUCCUUGACCAAUGGCAUAUUUAGAUCUGUGUGACAUGAGGAUAUUUCUCAAUACCAGUUUAUUACUGGUACCUGAUGCACACGGAUUGCAACCAGAGCAUGAUGCCUCCAUCAAGUGGUAAUAUGUUUGCAGCCUGCUGUCCAGCCAAGAGUGACAGAUACUUCUAGUGACUUCCCCGGUAUCCACUCUCAUCUUCUUCCAAUAUCAAGAGAAUCCAGGUUCUGUCAGAUUAGUAAGGUGUGCUAAUCUAAAUUUUAAAAAAUCUCUUACAGGUUUUCUUGCAGCUAGUACCAUCCAUGUCUCACAGUCCUGGCCACUGACAGAUCAGCAGAUGUCACCACGUGGGCUUCUGAUAAAGCUCUUGAACGGGGAUCGUUCUUAAACAUGAAUUCCUCCCUGUAUGUUUUGUUCUUUGCUUUACCCCCUACUUUUCACCUUGCAAAGAGAUCCAGUACCUAGUACUGGAAGAUCCACCUUAACGACCGUGCAUAUGAAAACCACAGUCUAAGGAAGUGACUGCAGAAAGCUCACAGCGACCCUGGCCUCCCUCUGGCCUCUUUGAGUGUCUGCACCAGCCCUGGACUUCCAGACUUCUAUCACACGAGAAAAAAUAAAACUGAUUAUUGGUUUAAGCUGC
Pongo pygmaeus (Bornean orangutan) is the source of this 4102-nucleotide messenger RNA. It is a transcript of the gene ZNF317, whose product is annotated as zinc finger protein 317. The transcript has 7 exons. Gene Ontology annotation, cellular component: nucleus. The coding region runs from base 324 to 2111 and encodes 595 amino acids. The record is from RefSeq and is a predicted model, not a curated record. Gene Ontology annotation, molecular function: DNA-binding transcription activator activity, RNA polymerase II-specific; RNA polymerase II cis-regulatory region sequence-specific DNA binding. Lineage: Eukaryota; Metazoa; Chordata; Mammalia; Primates; Hominidae. Gene Ontology annotation, biological process: regulation of transcription by RNA polymerase II.